Molecule: messenger RNA, 4152 nt
Organism: Cricetulus griseus (Chinese hamster)
Lineage: Eukaryota; Metazoa; Chordata; Mammalia; Rodentia; Cricetidae
Source: RefSeq, a predicted model, not a curated record
AGCAGCAGUCGUGGACCCCGCGGGGGCCGAGGUCGGAGCGUCCGGGUCCGCAGCGGGCGCACACGGCUGUGCAGGCCGGGGAGGCCGAGGGCCGGGCUGACAGGGGCAUCAAGACCCGGGCCCGGCGUGGCCUCCUAGACCCGACUCUAAUACUUCUCCAGACUUUUCCUUAAGCAGUGGAAGAUGAAUACAUCCUUGGGCCCACUGUCAUUCAAGGAUGUGGCUGUGGCCUUCACCCAGGAGGAGUGGCGGCAGCUGGGCUCUGAGGAGAAGACGACAUACAGGGAUGUGAUGCUGGAGAACUACAGCAACCUCAUCUCCGUGGGGUACCACAUUAUCAAACCUGAUGUCAUCAUCAAGUUGGAACAAGGAGAAGAGCCGUGGAUAGUAGAAGGAACGUUCUCACCUCAGAGCUAUCCAGAUGAAAUCUGGCAAGGAAAUGACCUGAUGGAGAAAGCCCAGGGAGAUGAAAAGAAGCAGUCGAGGUCAGCUGUGUUCAACUACAAAAGCAUGGUUGAAAAGACAGUUGAUGAUACUAGUGGAGCCAUUACUGUGGAAACAACACUUGUUCCAUCCAGAGAAGUCAUCCCUAAGUGUGACUCCUGUGAAAAGAGCUUGACAUGUAUCUCCGAAUUCAUUAGUAGCGAUGGAAGCUAUGCAAAAAUGAAGCCCAGUGUGUGUGCUGGGUGUGGGAAAUCACUCCUCCACAUUAAGCCUGAGAAAACACAUCCAGGAGACGAUUCUUACGAGUUUAGUCAGAAUGAAGAUGAUUACACUCUAAGUGAAGACAAUAUUUAUCAGAAAAUUCAUAUUUUGGAGAAGCCCUUUGAGUAUGUUGAGAAAUCCUUCCCAAAGAACACAGUUUUUGUUAAUCACAUGGAGGAGAAGCCCUACGAUUGGAAUGAAUCUGAAAUAGCUUUUCUCCAGAUGUCAGACCUCAGCGUCCACCCCAGUUCUCACAUGGAGAUGAAACCCUACGAGUGCCGUGAAUGUGGGAAGUCCUUCUGUAAAAAGUCAAAAUUCAUUAUACAUCAGCGGACUCACACGGGAGAGAAACCUUUUAAGUGUAACCAGUGUGGGAAAUCCUUCUGCCAGAAGGGAACCCUCACCGUGCAUCAGAGGACGCACACAGGGGAGAAGCCCUAUGAAUGCAGUGAAUGUGGCAAGAACUUCUACCAGAAGUUACACCUCAUUCAGCACCAGAGAACUCACUCGGGAGAAAAGCCCUAUGAAUGUAACUACUGUGGGAAGUCCUUUUGCCAGAAGACACACCUCACCCAGCACCAGAGAACACACUCAGGAGAGAGGCCCUAUGUUUGCCAUGACUGUGGAAAGACUUUCUCUCAGAAAUCAGCACUCAAUGAUCACCAGAAAAUCCACACAGGUGUCAAACUCUACAAGUGCAGCGAGUGUGGGAAAUGCUUCUGCCGCAAGUCUACGCUCACAACCCACAUGAGGACACACACGGGCGAGAAGCCCUACGAGUGCAAUGAGUGUGGGAAGUUCUUCUCGAGGUUGUCAUACCUAACUGUCCAUUACAGAACCCACUCGGGAGAGAAGCCCUAUGAGUGUACAGACUGCGGGAAAACCUUCUAUCUGAACUCAGCCCUCAUGAGACAUCAGAGAGUGCACACCGGAGAGAAACCUUAUGAAUGUAACGAGUGUGGGAAACUAUUCUCACAGCUGUCGUACCUCACCGUGCAUCACAGAACUCAUUCAGGAGUGAAACCCUACGAAUGUAGUGAGUGUGGCAAAACCUUCUACCAAAAUUCAGCCCUUUGUAGGCACCGGAGAAUUCAUAGAGGGGAGAAACCCUACGAAUGUUACAUAUGUGGCAAGUUCUUCUCUCAGAUGUCAUACCUCACCAUACACCAUAGAAUUCACUCAGGAGAGAAACCCUACGAGUGUAGCGAGUGUGGGAAAACCUUCUGCCAGAAUUCAGCACUUAAUAGACAUCAGCGAACACACACAGGAGAAAAAGCCUAUGAAUGUUAUGAAUGUGGAAAAUGCUUUUCUCAGAUGUCGUAUCUCACUAUUCAUCAUAGGAUUCACUCAGGAGAAAAGCCUUUUGAGUGUAAUGAAUGUGGGAAAGCCUUCUCUCGAAUGUCGUACCUCACUGUACACUACAGAACCCACUCAGGAGAGAAGCCCUACGAAUGUCCUGAAUGCGGGAAGAAGUUCUAUCACAAGUCAGCGUUCAACAGUCACCAGAGAGUUCAUAGACGAGGGGAUGUGAAUGUAGUUGAUGUGGGAAGGCUUCUCUAAAGGCAGGCUUCAGAUGACCACCUCGGUGAACUAGAAACUCCUGUCUGGAGUGGAGCCAUACUGUAUAGUUGGCCCUCAGCACCCAUGGGUUCCAUAUCCAAGGAUUCAGCCAACCAGAAGUACUAGAGGAAAAGGUUUUAUCUGUGUGGGAUAUGUACAGACAUUUUUCUUGUUAUUCCCUAGUAGUACAAUAUAACAACUGUUUCUGUUGCAUUUAUAUGAUAUUAAAUAUUAUAAUCUCGAGAUGAGUUAAAGCAUACAGAAGGAUUGUGUAAGCUGAACACAAAUAGAGCAUUUCACGUAGGGUACUAAUGAAGUGCAGACUUUGGUGUUCAGGUGGUCCUAGAACCAUACUCCCACAUACCAAAGGAUACUUCAGAGAGCCCACACAAAUGAGCAGGACAAGUCCAUGUGAUGUAGAUUCAUCCAGAAAUCCACAGAGUGGAAACCACAAUUGUGAAAAGACCACAUAGCAGACUAUACAGGAAUAAGAAUGUAUGAAUAUGUUUCAACGUGACUUCAAACUGCUUAUCAGGGAGUUGACUCAACUUAAGGAAUGUGGGAAGCACACUCCUUUGGAAACUGCUAAUAAUAAGGGAUAAUUUGUAAAAAUUAAAAGAAGAUAAUCUGCUAGAAAUAAGUACACUUUAUAGGUACAGGAUAUAAAACUGUAAGUCUAGUUAGCCAAGCUUGAUGCAUUAAACUGGUAAACAGUUCCCUGGGAACACAGGACUUGGGGUCUCUUUUUCUUAUUUUAGAAACCGUCACAGAAAUCAUUUGUUCAGUUUUAGUCAAGCUUGGAAAAGUGUUGUAUCCUUAGUUUGUAACAUAUGGUAAGAUUUAUCCAUUCUGAGUUCACCAUUACUUUCUUAAUAUGCACUGUCACUUGAGGUAAUAUUUGAGAGUUACGAACUAUGCUUUUUUCUUGUUCCUUGGAUUUUAAAAUGCAUUUGAUCAUUGUCACAGGAUUAUAUCAUCUGUAAGGAGUCUUUUGUUGUUGUUUUCAACCAUACAAAGAAGGCAGAAAUGUAUCUAUAAAAUAGGAAACUCUGAAUAAGCAAUUUUUAAUUAAGCCAGAAGUCUCCAAGGAUGAGAAAUAGCUUUAGCACUUACUGUACUCUGUACAACUAAGAACUAUACUUAGAAAAUGCUAUCUGCUGUUUGUUCACUUAUUUUUUUUUUCUUACGUAGAUGCUUAGGUGUGUGCAGAGCGCCAGGGCUGUGUAGCACUGUCUAUGUGCUAGUGUCGUGAACAUUCCUUGCUCUACCAUCACUAGGUGUGUGUGUGUUCUCACACACAAAUAAGGGUUGUGCAGACAUCAUCUGUUGCCUUCUAGCAUCCCUCCUUGCUCUUUGCCUGUAGUCUGAAAGAUGGGAGACAACUCCUGUUAAAUUUUUUCGGUAGUGAUAACCCUUUCUUGUAACCUUGGGCCCAUAUAUAAAGUGUUAGGGGCGUAUUCAGAGGUCAUUCCUUGAAAGUGUUUCCUUAAAGAAGCUGAACCUUGGUGAACAUCACCUUGUCUGCUGUGGUGCUUGACAAUGACCCCCAAAAAUGAAUACAGUGUAAUCAUGGCCAUUACAGAAAGUAGAAUAAACUGGGACCUGAUGUCACAGAGCCACUAAACCAGCAUGACCUGUAGCCACUCCAUGUUUGGACUGUGUUUAUUUUCUAAGAGACUAUUUGUUUCUAAGCCAGUUGACUUAGGAAUAUUCUGCUAGUAACAAAAAGACAGUCUACCUGGUGUAGCAUUACACUUUGUAGGAGUUAUGCAAUUCAGAAGUGGACUUUCACUAAAUCAUUUAUUUUGAUGUGUCAAUAGAGAGAUUUAUUAUCUGUAAAUUUGUAAAUAAUCUGAACAUUGAAAAUGAAGUUGAAACAAAUGUGUA